AACACAAAAUUGGAUGGUCAGUCAGUACAAGUACGUUGUUUAGUACUCAAGAAAUUAGGGACCAUCGAAAAUCGUAUAUUUGUUAGCGUAAUUCACUGUGCCGUUCUGCCAAACGUUUUUGUUUGUGUCUUUUGACAUUGGAUUAACUUUUAUGUGUUUUUGAAACUUAGUUAAAUUUUGUGAAAUCUGUAUCUGAUUUUGUGAGCUCCGACAAAAUGGCUCCGAACACUAAUAUGCCUACUGGUGUCCUUCAUGAACACGACGAUGAGGUCCAAGCUCAAAUAAUUCCUCCAGAAAUUUCCAAGCCCAGUGAUAGGAAACUGGAAUUGGUUUGGAGAAAUAUAAUACUCUUUGUGUAUCUUCAUCUAGUUGCACUUUAUGGGGUUUACAUUAUGUUAACAUCUGCCAAACUUAUAACGUCUGCAGUUGGUAUAUUCCUAUAUAUUUGCGGUGGACUUGGAAUUACAGCAGGAGCGCAUAGAUUAUGGGCUCACCGUUCGUAUAAAGCAAAAUGGCCUCUAAAAAUUAUUCUUACCACUUUCAACACCUUAGCAUUUGAGAACUCGGUGAUUGAAUGGUCAAGAGACCACAGAGUCCACCACAAAUUUAGUGAAACAGAUGCUGAUCCCCACAAUGCUAAAAGAGGUUUCUUCUUCUCUCACGUUGGUUGGUUACUUUGCCGCAAACAUCCAGAGGUCAAAAGUAAAGGAAAGGGUAUUGAUAUGACUGACUUAGAACAAGAUCCCAUCUUAGCUUUCCAAGACAAAUACUACUUGUAUCUAAUGCCUUUGGUUUGUUUUGUCAUUCCAACUUUGGUUCCUAUGUAUUGCUGGAAUGAAACAUUUCUCAACUCAUUCUGCGUGAACAUAUUUAGGUAUGUUUUUACCUUAAACGCUACUUGGUUGGUCAACUCAGCUGCACAUCUUUAUGGACAGAAACCAUAUGACAGAUACAUCAAUCCCGCUGAAAACAUCUCAGUUUCUGUCUUUGCCCUUGGUGAAGGCUGGCACAACUAUCAUCAUACCUUCCCUUGGGACUACAAAACGUCAGAGCUUGGAAAAUAUAGUACAAACUUUUCCGCUCUCUUCAUUGACUUUUUUGCCAAAAUAGGCUGGGCCUAUGAUCUUAAAACUGUCUCUGAAGAAAUGAUCAAAAAACGGGUACUCAGAACAGGAGAUGGUAGCCACGAAAUAUGGGGAUGGGGAGACAAGGACCAACCUAAAGAAGACUAUCAAGAUGCUAUUAUUACCUAUAAAAAGGAUUGAAUUUAAAAAAAGUGAUCUAGUGAAAAAUUAGUAGUCGUGGACUUUAAAACAUUGGUAUUUAGUCACUAAUGAUUAAGAAAUUGUUUAAAAAGUAACAAGGAAAAAGACAGGUUUAUAGAUUAUAAAAAUCAAACAUGACUUAGUGAAACAGAAUUUUGGAUGUGAGGGUGUAUCAUUCAUUAUCAAUAUUUAUAGUUUGUAUGACUAUUUCUGGUAUGUAACGGCAAACUAAUAACAGUUAACAUCAUUCUUUCUCAUAGAGCCAACAAUUUAUUUAUAAUUAAACCAAAGUAGGUAUGACACAAGAAUCUCUCAGGAAUUUUUUCCAUCUCAGGAAUAAUAAUAGUUCAGUGUACCAUAAUCAACUAGUGACAGUGGCUAAACCAAUGUUUCGACUACUAAAUAAAAUAAAACUGUACAUAUGUGUAAAACUUAAUUUAUCUACCUACAAGAGACUGAUAUCAAAUUUAACGUAACUUUCCACAUACAGGUUUGUGACGAUGACGGACCUAUUCGUUUAUUAACCUUCAUUUUUUUGUUGGAAAAUAGUAAUUAUUUUAUUGGGAUAAAAAAAUGAUAAUUUUGUAAUGAGUCUGUAAUAUAUAAAUAACAGACUAGUCACAAAAAGUUCCUUUUACUCCGAAUAAACCAUGUUUUCUUCAAACGUCAAAUAUGAAAAAAUUUUAAAAACAUGGAAGUUCACCAUUAUCAGAAGCUGAAAUAUAUUGUUUAAAGAGCAAAAAAUGGUUAUCAUGGGAAAUGUGUAUUCCAUGGGAUUUGAACACUAUAGUUUUCUACGGCUAUAACCCGCUGUUAUUCAUUUUUAUUUAGUUUUUAUUAAUUUUUAAUUAGUUUUUAUUAAUCAUAGUUGUGGGAAAUGAGCAUUCCGUGGGAGUUACUUAUACUAUUUAGUUAUACAACUUAAAAGCUGUCAAAAAUGAAGUGGUAAUAAAAAUAAAACAAUGUAAUUGAUUUGUAACUAUACUAAUAAAUGUUAACAAAUGAAAAACUUACAUUUUAGAAUACAACAAAUUAUUCUGUAGGUUUCUCAUAUUUUUCUUAAGAUAUUUAUGGAAUUAGAUUUACAGAUGCAUAGUUUGCAGCUAAGUUUAAUAACGUAGAAUCUAAUACUAAGUUGCUUUCAAAUGUGACAAAUAAAAUAUAAAAUGACAGAAUUAUACAGUGACUAAUUGUGUAGAUCUGAUACGGAAAUGAUUACAUUGCGUUAUCAAAAUUAUUACAUUUCUUAAUCAAAAAUAGUUAAGUUAGUGUAGUUUUGUAUUAUAUGCGUAGAAAAAAUUACUUUUUGUGAAAAAAGUACAUUUUUAUCAUCAUCAAAUUGGUGUUCUGGCGUUUGAAGAAAAAAGGUUCUUUUAACUAUUUAAUUGCAAUGGUCUUUGAAAAUAUGCAUUUCAUUAUAUUUAAGUAAAAUUGAAAAUAUGAUCUUUCAUGUAUUGUUUUUAUAUCUUCUAAGAAAAAUACAUUUUAGGCAUGAAUAUUGAACUGCGUCAUCUUACCAGAUAGGUACUAUCAAUGAUUAUGAUUAUUUUUUAACCAUAGGCGUGCGAUUGUAAAUUCAAAUUAAAAAUAAAGUUAAAUGUACUUGUCAGUAAUGUGUACUUUUUUGUGGAUGACACUGAAUGACAAAUCGGUUUUACCAAACUAUUUUUUUAUUAAUUGCCAACCGUUAAAAAAAAUCACAAUCAUUUACAGUCAUGUAGCGAUACAUGAACAUUUUUGCUCCAUACGAUGUAGUAAAAUCUUAAUUUUGAAAUGAUGGUAAUUUGACUCUAACCUGCAAAAAAAAAUUAGGCAUCUUUGGAUGUGAAUAUUCAAUAACUUCAUCAAAACGAGAAAAACGUUUGUUCCUAAAGUAGGCCUUGGAAAAAAUCACGCAUAUCGGAGAUUACAAAUCUUCUUUUUUAAAUUACAGUUUGGAAUUUAUUAUCACGGGCUGUAUUGGUCGGACAUGGCCUACUUUAUGAACAUUACUAUUACUUAUUUAUGUGACAUAGUGUAUUAUAGUCAGAGAUAUCAGCUCAGAAAUAUUUGAAUUGAAAACGAUCUCAAAAUAAAUAAUAUAAAAUCAGACUUUUAAAUUUUUUAAUACAUACUUUACAUUUGAACCAAAAGUAAUUUUUGAUGAACGAUAUUAAAAUACUUCUGAGCAAAAAAUUAUAAUAAAUGUAUAUGUACUCUACUUAAUUCUUAAUUUUGUGGCUGUAAACAGAUUUAAUAUAGUUUUAUAUUUCGUACCAAAUUUACUUACUAUACAAUAGUAAGUAUAAAAAAUUAACCAGUGAAACUUCAAAAUGAAUGAAUCUUUAUUGAUCUAAAAAGUGAUUUAAUUUAGUUAGAAUUAGUUUUAUAUUGUACAUUGUUUCACAAAUUCCUGCUGAAAUUGGUUACUGUAAUAUUCAGCAUUUGCCAAAUUUGGAUGAAAUCUGUGAAAUACGUUAGUGGUAUUACUUGUUGGAUUUUAUUUAUUUAUACAUUAAUUGACUAAUUGGUGGUUAAGUAAUGUUAGAUAUUUUCAUUAUUUGUAUUUUGGCGAUAAAUAAAUUUGUUUUUUAUUCGUU
Psylliodes chrysocephalus is the source of this 3844-nucleotide messenger RNA. The record is from the annotation of a GenBank genome assembly. Lineage: Eukaryota; Metazoa; Arthropoda; Insecta; Coleoptera; Chrysomelidae.